Periconia digitata is the source of this 1569-nucleotide messenger RNA. Lineage: Eukaryota; Fungi; Ascomycota; Dothideomycetes; Pleosporales; Periconiaceae. The record is from the annotation of a GenBank genome assembly.
UCGGCAAGAGCUGGUGGCAAUUCACUCUGAUUACCGUUAUUUAUUAUGCAUACGUGCUUAGACAGCUUGGCAGUUCUACGUUUGUAAUAGGCACUAGCUUGUAGUCUCUGACCUAGCGUCAGACUGUGUGAGUAGAAUAAUUCAGUUCUAUUAUCAUUGUUUAUGGUACAGUGAGGCUACUUAAUAUACUAUUGCACGGUAGCAGGUGUUGCGGGCUUAUCCUGGCGCGCUACCAUACUCAAGAAGCGAUGAUACCAUCUCCUUUUCUAACCCAUCUCCAGCCUUCAUCUCCAAGACUGAUCUUGUCUCCUUCAAGUUCCGUACAAUGUCAUCUUUGAUAUCUGUCAUGAAUGGAAGCUUUUGAUCAAAAAAGCAGAACGGAGGCAACUUCAAGAGAUUAGUCCAUACUUCUUUUGGAUCUAUUGACACAAUGAGGUCUCUUGAAAUGGAUGUGUCUGGAUGCUCAUUUAAUAGAAACUCUAGCGCUUCCUUUCCACCUGCAUUGCACGCAGCAGCUCGGACAACCUCAUCGGUGAUUGGUAGCGUAGGAUCUCUCUCAAGAAGAAACUCUAGCGCUCCUUUUCCAUGUGGAUUGCACGCAGCAGCUCGGACAACCUUAUCGGUGAUUGGUAGCGUAGGAUCUCUCUUAAGAAGAAACUCUAGCGCUCCUUUUCCAUGUAGAUUGCAUGCAGCAGCUCGGACAACCUCAUCGGUGAUUGGUAGCGUAGGAUCUCUCUUAAGAAGAAACUCUAGCGCUCCUUUUCCAUGUGGAUUGCAUGCAGCAGCUCGGACAACCUCAUCGGUGAUUGGUAGCGUAGGAUCUCUCUCAAGAAGAAACUCUAGCGCUCCUUUUCCAUGUGGAUUGCACGCAGCAGCUCGGACAACCUUAUCGGUGAUUGGUAGCGUAGGAUCUCUCUUAAGAAGAAACUCUAGCGCUCCUUUUCCAUGUAGAUUGCAUGCAGCAGCUCGGACAACCUCAUCGGUGAUUGGUAGCGUAGGAUCUCUCUUAAGAAGAAACUCUAGCGCUCCUUUUCCAUGUGGAUUGCAUGCAGCAGCUCGGACAACCUCAUCGGUGAUUGGUAGCGUAGGAUCUCUCUCAAGAAGAAACUCUAGCGCUCCUUUUCCAUGUGGAUUGCAUGCAGCAGCUCGGACAACCUUAUCGGUGAUUGGUAGCGUAGGAUCUCUCUCAAGAAGAAACUCUAGCGCUCCUUUUCCAUGUGGAUUGCAUGCAGCAGCUCGGACAACCUCAUCGGUGAUUGGUAGCGUAGGAUCUCUCUUAAGAAGAAACUCUAGCGCUCCUUUUCCAUGUGGAUUGCACGCAGCAGCUCGGACAACCUCAUCGGUGAUUGAAACUCUAGCGCUCCUUUUCCAUGUGGAUUGCAUGCAGCAGCUCGGACAACCUCAUCGGUGAUUGGUAGCGUAGGAUCUCUCUUAAGAAGAAACUCUAGCGCUCCUUUUCCAUGUGGAUUGCACGCAGCGACCUCAAUCACCUCUUGCGUGAUCUGGACGUCUGCGCCGCGACGGUCGAGAAGGAGUCUCAUAAUCUCCUUGCCAUUGCCUCCGUUCCCU